Molecule: messenger RNA, 844 nt
Organism: Bicyclus anynana (squinting bush brown)
Lineage: Eukaryota; Metazoa; Arthropoda; Insecta; Lepidoptera; Nymphalidae
Gene: RpL24-like
Product: probable ribosome biogenesis protein RLP24
Exons: 3
Coding region: 79-657 (192 amino acids)
Biological process (GO): ribosomal large subunit biogenesis
Cellular component (GO): nucleolus
Source: RefSeq, a predicted model, not a curated record
AACUGGCAACACUGAACAGCGGCCAUAUUUUAUUCCUUUUGACGUGCUGUCGAAUAACAAUAACAGCACGUGUGAAAAAUGCGUAUAGAAACGUGUUAUUUCUGCUCAUCCAGGAUAUAUCCUGGUCACGGAAUCCAAUUCGUGAGAAACGACUGCAAGAUUUUCAGAUUUUGCCGAUCAAAAUGCCAUGCAGCGUUUAAAAAGAAGAAGAACCCACGUAAAACCAAAUGGACCAAAGCGUACCGGAAGACCGCUGGCAAGGAAUUGGCUAUUGACCCAUCUUUCGAGUUUGAAAAACGUCGGCAUGUCCCAGUGAAAUAUAACAGGGAGUUAUGGACAAAGACGGUUGAAGCCAUGAAGAAGGUCGAAGAAAUCAGGCAGAGGCGGUCCAACAACUAUAUUAUGCAAAGAUUAAGGAAAGGACGUGAAGUGGAGUGGCAGAGAGAUGUUAGAGAGGUCCAAAGAGAUAUUUCACUAAUAAGAUCACCGGCAGCUGGUCUCAAACAGAGACAAGCGGAGGAAGACACAGAAAUGGAGGUGGAGCCGGAGACCAUUCAGGUGGUUGACUCUAAAGGCAGGAAGCAAGUCAUUGAAGCGCCCGUCAUGGUGCCUGCCACUGGGGAGAUGAUUGAGGACUGCGGGGAAGUCGAUUUGUAAUAGAGAAUAUCCAUCAAAAAGACUUACUAUGUGGAUACUAAUCCGGAUGGACUGGAUUAUAUGCAUUUGCAUAUUAAAACCAACCUUUGGAAUAAAAAUAUAAUAAUAUUACUGUACCUUUUAUCACCUAUCAGGAUAAUUUACUAAUUGUAUGCUGAUUUUUUAAAAAAUAAAUUGAAACUUGCAA